AUGUACACUGAUCAACAGAGCACUGAUGAUCAGUGUGCCCUGAUGAUCAGUGUAGCCCCAGCAGUGCCACCUGUCAGUGUCUAUCAGUGCCAGCUGUCAGUGCUCAUCAGUGCCUCAUCAAUGCCACAUAUCAGUGCCCAUCUGACCUGCCUUUCAAUGUCACCCAUCAGUGCCAUGCCAGUCAGUGCCACCUAUCAGUGCCACCUAUCAGUGCCAUAUAUCAGUGCAGCCUUUCAGUGCCCAUCAGUGAUGCCUGUCAAUGCCCAUCAGUGCCACCUACCAGUGCCUCCUCAUCAGUGCCGCCUAUCAGUGUCCAUCAGUGCAGCCUAUCAGUGCUCAUCACUGCAGCCUCAUUAGUGCACAUCAGUGAAGGAGAAAAAUCACUUAUUUACAAAAUUUUAUA
Staurois parvus is the source of this 403-nucleotide messenger RNA. NCBI's taxonomy places the organism in Eukaryota, Metazoa, Chordata, Amphibia, Anura, Ranidae. The record is from the annotation of a GenBank genome assembly.